AAUGGCAACUGCAACUCUUAACGGCUUACUGCGCCUACUUCUGACUGCAAUCAUUGCAAUAGGCUGUUUUGUGACUGUUUUCCUCAUGUAUUUUAAACCGUCAGGUAACUGGCUUGCAAAGCCCAUUGAAUCAUCAACACUACCAAUUCAGAAGGAAGAAGAAGAAAAUAAGGCUCAUAAUAAGACUAUAAUUCUAUUAUGGAUGUGGCCUUUUGGUCAGUCCUAUGAUCUAGACACUUGCAGCACCCUGUUCAAUAUUGAAGGCUGUUUUUUAACAGCUGACCGAGACCUAUACAAUAAGUCAAGUGGGGUCAUCAUUCACCAUCGAGACAUAAAAAGUGAUUUAUCAAAUCUACCACCAUUGCAGCGCCCACCUUUCCAAAAGUGGGUGUGGAUGAAUCUAGAGUCCCCGUCACAUACUUAUAAAAACCCAGGUCUUGGGAAUAUUUUCAAUUUGACUUUGAAUUACAGGCAAGAUGCAGAUAUUGAAGUGCCUUAUGGGUCAGUUGUAUUCAGCCAAAAGGAGGGGAAAGCUUUCGUAUUGCCAAUUAAAACUAAAUUGGUCUGCUGGAUUGUGAGUAACUGGAACCCUGACCAUGCCAGAGCGAGGUACUUCAAUGAAUUGCACAAACACAUCGAGAUACACACCUAUGGAAAAGCCUUUGGAGAACACGUCAAUGAUCAAGACUUCCUGGACACAAUAUCCAGUUGUAAAUUCUAUCUUUCGUUUGAGAACUCGAUUCACAAAGAUUACAUCACUGAAAAGCUGUACAACCCACUAGCUGCUGGUUCUGUGCCAAUUGCUCUUGGGCCACCUAGGCAGAACUAUGAGAACUUUGUGCCUGGAGAUGCCUUCAUACAUGUGGAUGAUUUCCUCUCUCCCAAAGAGCUGGCUAACCAACUCACACUGUUACAUACAAAUGAACAAAUGUAUCUGCGGUAUUUUGAGUGGCGCAGACAUUUCAAUGUCAAGAGGUCACAUUUCUGGGCUGAACACACAUGUCAUGCCUGCGAUUACAUUAAAAGACACAAUGAAUAUAAAGUUUGUAAUAACCUUGACACUUGGUUUUGGGGUUGA
Molecule: messenger RNA, 1078 nt
Organism: Oncorhynchus masou masou (cherry salmon)
Lineage: Eukaryota; Metazoa; Chordata; Actinopteri; Salmoniformes; Salmonidae
Product: 4-galactosyl-N-acetylglucosaminide 3-alpha-L-fucosyltransferase 9-like
Exons: 1
Coding region: 2-1078 (358 amino acids)
Cellular component (GO): membrane
Molecular function (GO): alpha-(1->3)-fucosyltransferase activity
Source: RefSeq, a predicted model, not a curated record